This is a messenger RNA of Microdochium trichocladiopsis, 1755 nucleotides long. RefSeq names its product NAD binding Rossmann fold oxidoreductase. Gene Ontology annotation, cellular component: cytoplasm. Lineage: Eukaryota; Fungi; Ascomycota; Sordariomycetes; Xylariales; Microdochiaceae. Bases 275 to 1429 code for a protein of 384 amino acids. Gene Ontology annotation, molecular function: nucleotide binding; oxidoreductase activity. Gene Ontology annotation, biological process: NADPH regeneration. The transcript is spliced from 3 exons. The record is from RefSeq and is a predicted model, not a curated record.
GUCUGCGAGCUAAUCUUGGUUUUGAGGGCUCUCUAGAUCUGGCAGAGCUGCGAUCUCGGAGAUGUUGUUGCGAUGCGGGGGAUGCGUGCAUGCAUGCCUGCGUGUCAACCACCAGUCCCCGGUUGCAACACAUCGCUUCAUGAAAUACGCCACGACUCCGCCUUGAUAUUCAAACCAAGUAUCCAACGAGACCAAGGACAACCUUGGGACUGUGAGAAACGAAAUACAAUAAAAUUAGUUGCCAGCAACCGGAUUUACCACACCAAGGACCACCAUGGCCGACCCCUCCAGCGCCCCGCGGGUCAUCAACAUCGGCCUCAUCGGCUGCGGCGAGGUCGCCCAAGUCAUCCACAUCCCAACCUUGCUCUACAUGCGCAGCCACUUCCGCAUCACCUACCUCUGCGACGUCUCCCCCGCGGCGUUGGAGCACUACGCCGCCUCUAUCCCCACCACCACCAAGAGCCAGUCCCCCGUAAAGACGACGCGCGACCCGGCCGAGCUCUGCGCGAGCCCCGAGGUCGACGCGGUGCUGGUCGCCAGCUCGGACGAGUACCACGCGGACCACGCCAUCGCGGCGCUCCGGCAGGGCAAGCACGUGCUGGUCGAGAAGCCGCUCGCGCUGUGCCGGAGGGAUGUCGAGGCCAUUAUCCGCGCCGAGGAGGAGGAGAUUGCUCGGGGUGGCGGCAAGGGGAGGGUGAUGGUCGGGUAUAUGCGGCGGUAUGCGGCCGUCUUUGAGGACGCGGUCAGGGAGAUUGGAGGGCUAGAUAGGAUCUUGUACGCGAGGGUUCGAGACAUCAUCGGCCCCAACUCGACAUUCGUCGCGCAGUCGGCCACCUUCCCGCGCAAGUUCACCGACUUGUCCGCCGGGGACGUGGCUGACAAGAACGCCCGCGCCCUGGAGCAGGUCCGCACGGCGCUCGAGGCCGAGUGCGGCGUCGCCGUGACCGACGAGUCGACACGGAUGUGGCGCGUGCUCGGCGGGCUCGGCUCGCACGACUUGUCCCUCAUGCGGGAGGCGCUGGGGAUGCCGGAGCGCGUGAUCGGGGCGGCGCUGGGGCUGCCUGUCUGGAACGUGCUCUUCAAACACGCCUCGGGCUACACAAUCUCGUACGAGUCCGGGCUCAUCAACGUCCCGCAGUUCGACGCCCACCUGGAGGUCUACAGCGCCGACAAGAUUGUCCGCGUGCAGUACGACACGCCGUACGUCAAGGCGCUGCCCGUGACGCUGCACAUCACCGAGAACGGCGGGGAUGGCGUUCUGAGGCAGACGAGUAUCCGCAAGACGUACGAGGACCCGUACACCCUCGAGCUCAGAGAGUUUUGGCAGUUUGUGGUCGAGGGCAAGGAGGUCAAGACCACGGCGCGCGAUGCGCUGCAGGACUUGCAGCUGUUUGGCAUGAUUAUGCAGUAUGGGAACGGAGGGCGGUGAAUUGGGUCGAGGGCGUGCGUGGGAGUAAGUGAGCAGAGAAAGAUAGAUAGGUAGAUGGCAGUGGUGAUGGUACAUACGGGUGGGGGAGAAGGUGAUGGACGUGUCGGGCAAAGACUAGAUAGAGCACAAAGACGGCAUGUGAAACCAGAGGGCGAAUUUGGGCAAUUGUGACAAUGGGCAAACAAGAGCUGAAGAAGUUUCAGCUUCACUUCGGGGUUUCCCGUCGUCGGAUGUGGAAACUGCAGCAAACACGGGAGACGCACCACAACAAUGUUUAUGGUUCAAAUGCCAUGCAACGAUAGCUGGCGAGCUCUCCAACUAUCAUG